UUAUAUAUUAUAUAUAUGAAAGAGUUUCUUAUGACCGAUAUUGAAUUCUUGUUGCUAUGUAGGAAUUCUAUUGUAUGAGAUGCUUUAUGGAUAUACGCCAUUCAAAGGGAAAAUGAGGCAGAAGACCUUUGCAAACAUUCUUCACAAGGAUUUAAAGUUUCCAAGAAGUACAGAGGUUAGUCUCCAAGGGAAGCAGUUAAUGUAUCGAUUGCUACACAGAGAUCCCAAAAACAGACUAGGAUCACGAGAAGGUGCUAACGAAGUUAAGCAGCAUCCCUUCUUCCGUGGUAUCAAUUGGGCUCUUGUUCGUUGCAUGAGCCCUCCCACGAUCGACGCUCCCAUUCCCGAGGAGAAAGAAAUGAGUGUAGAUCCUGGACUAGAUGAUUUGCAAACGCUCCCAUUAUCGAUUUUGGGGUUCUGGGCAGUGCGGUGAGGGAGAUGUUGAUUCUCUCGGCUAUUUUCCAAUUCUCUCGACUUGCAUCAUCAUUUUUUUAUAGUGGUUUUCAAUAAUUAU
Messenger RNA from Erythranthe guttata (spotted monkey flower), 514 nucleotides. The record is from RefSeq and is a predicted model, not a curated record. NCBI's taxonomy places the organism in Eukaryota, Viridiplantae, Streptophyta, Magnoliopsida, Lamiales, Phrymaceae.